Messenger RNA from Nothobranchius furzeri (turquoise killifish), 1760 nucleotides. It is a transcript of the gene txlnbb, whose product is annotated as taxilin beta b. Gene Ontology annotation, molecular function: syntaxin binding. Lineage: Eukaryota; Metazoa; Chordata; Actinopteri; Cyprinodontiformes; Nothobranchiidae. The record is from RefSeq and is a predicted model, not a curated record.
AGCGUCCUCCCUCUCUGAGCAGUGAGCUGCUCUCUCCUGGUUUAUUUUGAGGGGCUCUUAUCACAGCUGUUGCAUCAGUGGUGGCCGCCUGUCCGAGCCCCUCCACACUCUUUCUGUUCCCCAUCUGGCCCUCAGUCCUGAGGCAACUGUCUCCUUUGUGUUGCUACUAGCUCAGAAUAAUGGAGGCUUGUCAGGAGAGCAGCACUGCCCCCACCGGUCCCGAGGCAUCUCCGGUCGAGGAUCACCACAUCGACCUGACAGAAGACCUGGGCCAACAGCUGGAGGACAUCAUUAGCACCUACCAGGCAGCCCCGAAUCCAGCUGAGCCAGAGGACACAGAGGUCACAGCUGUCAAAGAGUCAGACGCCCGCAAGGACCAGAAGCUGGAGAAAAAAAUGCUCAAAAAUCUAGGAAAGGAGGCCAUGCUGCUGAUGCAGAGCCUGAACAAACUCGACACUCCAGAGCAGAAACUGGAGGCGAUCAUCAAGAAGCACGCUGAGCUGUUGGAGGAGCAUCGCAGUGAUCAGAAACAGAUGAAGACUCUGCAGAAGAAGUUAUUCCAAGUGGUGAAGGAGAAGGACCAGCUGCAGAGCGAGCACAGCAGGGCCGUGCUGGCUCGCAGCAAACUGGAGGGGCUCUGCAGGGAGCUGCAAAGACACAACAAGACGUUAAAGGAGGAAACCCUUCAGAGGUGCAGAGAGGACGACCUCAAGAGGAAGGAGAUUACCACUCAUUUCCAGGGAACGCUCAGUGACAUCCAAGCCCAAAUUGAGGAACACAGCAGCCGCAACACCAAGCUCUGUCAGGAGAACGGCGCCCUGGCAGAAAAACUCAAGUCGCUCAUUACACAGUACGACCAGCGGGAGGCGAACCUGGAGAAGGUUUUCAAGCACCGAGACCUGAAGGAGAAGCUGCUGGAGACCAAGCUCAAGCAGGCCAAUGUGCUCCUGCAGGAGGCCCAAGAGAAGCACAAGUUGGAAAAAGAGCUCCUGCUCAAACAGACAGCAGAGGCUAAGCUGCAGCUGAAGGUCCUGAAGGAGCAAGAACUCGAUAUGAGGAGCCAGCUCGACAUGUACUCCAAGAAGUUUGAUGAAUUCCAAGGCACGGUGUCGAAGAGCAACAGCGUCUACAGCAGCUUCAAACAGGACAUGGACAAAAUGGCAAAGAAAAUGAAAAAGCUGGAGAAAGAGUGUCUGUCAUGGAAGACUCGCUUUGAUUCCUGCAACAACAGCCUCAUUGACAUGGUGGCAGAUAAAGCAAUCAAAGAAAAGGAGUUUGAGCUUCUCACCAUCAAAAUCCAGAAGCUGGAGAGUUUGUGCAGGGCCCUGCAAGAAGAACGAAAGAGCCUACAUGAGAAGGUGCAGGGAGUCCAACCAGACAUUACCACCGCUGAGAAAACACAGAAUGAAGACCUGAAAGAGAAGCCAGCUCAGAGCAACACAACUCCUUCUUCUGCUGGAGCACAGACGGUCACAACUCCACUGACCCGGGAACUGGCUAAACUGAAGACUGAGCAGGCCCUCCUGAAGGAAAUCGCCGGUCCUUUUACAAUCUCUCAUGUUUUACCUACAGAAACGAGAACAGACCAAUCACAUGAACUCUCUGAGGUCAUCCUGGGGUCAGAGGAGAAGCACACAGAAGAAAAAGUCCAUGAGAAUGAAAAUCAGGAACAGAGAGAUCUGGAGAUAGAGUCAGUUGAUUAACUGCUGUGAUGAGAAACCUGGGGCCUGUCUGGAAAUAAAACAACCUCUCUGUUUUCA